Messenger RNA from Oryzias latipes (Japanese medaka), 2443 nucleotides. RefSeq names its product enhancer of mRNA-decapping protein 3. Gene Ontology annotation, molecular function: mRNA binding. NCBI's taxonomy places the organism in Eukaryota, Metazoa, Chordata, Actinopteri, Beloniformes, Adrianichthyidae. Gene Ontology annotation, biological process: deadenylation-independent decapping of nuclear-transcribed mRNA; P-body assembly. Gene Ontology annotation, cellular component: P-body. The record is from RefSeq and is a predicted model, not a curated record.
GUUGAGAACCAAACAAAACAGAACACGAGGGAAAUAGAGGAAGUGACGUAGCGCAUGGAACCAAGCACAAACAACAGCUUCAGGCCUAGCUUCUUUUGACUCUUGGUGGACAAUUCUGUCGAAGGCUUAUCACAAGCAGAAUGGCCACGGACUGGUUGGGCAGCGUUGUGUCGAUAAACUGUGGGGUGAUGCUGGGAAUAUAUCAAGGAGAAGUGUCAUCUGUUGACCAUGCCAGUCAGACCAUUUCACUGAAACAGCCCUACCGUAAUGGAGUGAGGUGUCCUGUUCCUGAGGUCACAUUCAGUGCCAUGGAUAUAAAGGAAUUGAAGUUCUUAGACAUCCAGAACACGGUCAACAAGACCAGCACCGAGCAGGGAUGCACUCCAGAAACCAGCGUCAUUUCAUCCGGCCACCCCAUGCCAAGUAACAAAGCAACUAAUGCAACCAAUGAGAGUUCUCGAUCCAGCACAACUCAAAUCACUAUCCUACGCAGAGCACAGACAGGUUCAUCCAACAGCAGAGGGGCAACUCAUAGCACGCAAAGGAGAAGCGGGGUUCGUAAUGGAUUUGCUGGAGGCUCCGUGAGGUCAAAGGAUGACGAAUGCUUUGGUGAAGGGACCGAUGAAGGGCUGGACACCGACUUUGACUUUGAGGCAAACCUGGCUUUGUUUGACAAAGCAGCCGUUUUCUCCAAGAUCGACGGGAUCAGAGGCCACAAGGCACAGCAUCACAGCACGCAGACUGAACAGAAGCCCCAGUCCUACCGGCAUGAUGAGAAUAUUCUGGAGAGGAAGCCUGUAAUAUACAGACAGAUCACAGUGCCUCAGCACGGGGGAAAGGAGUACUGUACAGACUCGGGCCUAGUCGUUCCCAGCAUUCCCUAUGAGCUCCACAAGCGUCUGCUUGGGGCCGCGGAGCGUUGGGGCCUGACUGUUGAGCGCAGACUGGAGACCAUUGGCGUCUGUUCCAGUCAGAUGGCUUUGUCGUUGCUUGGAGGACCAAACAGACUGACUCCGAAAAACGUCCAUCAGAGGCCAACGGUUGUCCUUCUGUGUGGCCCCCACAUUCAAGGAGCCCAGGGAGUCAGUUGCGGUAGACAUCUAGCCAACCAUGAAGUGGAGGUUAUUUUGUUCCUGCCAAACUUUGUGAAAAUGCAGGAGUCGAUCUCCAGCGAGGUCAGCCUCUACAGCAGAACAAGCGGUCUGCAGGUGUCCAGCAUCAAAGAACUCCCCGCGAGUCCGGUCGAUUUGGUCAUCCACUGUCUGGACAGCCACGAGAACCCACUGAUGAGGGAACAGUCCUGGUACCAGUCAGCCGCUGACUGGGCCAACAGGAACCGGGCUCCAGUCCUCAGCAUUGAUCCCACCACCAACGAAGGGCCCCAGGCUGUGGAGGCAAAGUGGGCCCUGUCCCUCGGACUUCCUCUGCCUUUGGCAGAGAGGGAAAGCCGGCUCUACCUGUGCGAUGUCGGCAUUCCCAAACUGGUCUUCCAAGAAGUUGGAAUCAGUUACCACUCGCCGUUUGGAUGUAAAUUUGUCAUCCCUCUUCACCCAGCAUAGUGAAGCAACAUACGUGUGCAGGAGACUCUACAUUUGUAACUGUUUUUUUUUUUUUUGUGAAGAUUUUUGACAAAAUGUAUAGAACUGAAGGGUGCACAAGUUCCACAGUAAUCCUCAGCAGUCGCCACUUGUUACUCUUGUCUUUUGAGAAGAAAACAUUUCUCCAUGUGUUUUGACAGGGGCUCAUUGCUGAUGUGAAUAUGUUUACAAAAAGCCGACCACUUAGCCUGUUUUACUUCUGACUCGUAUCGUUGGACCAAGCAACAGCAGAACAGUUCCUGUUUUAGAUUCCGGCUGGAGCCAGGUCCUGACCCAGCCUGAAGAUGGCUUCGAGACUCCACUCUCCUUCCUCUUCCAAUGCUGACUGUUGCAAAAACAACUCUUUUGAUUCACCUCAGAAAGGUGCUAUCUGUCCAUAGCGGUUGUAGUGUUUGUAAAAAUCAUACAGUAUUUAUAUUUGUAUUUAUUUUUGGAAUAUCUCUCAGGAAUGCAACGUGAAAAAAAAAAGUUUUAUUUACAUGUGUUUUGAGUUUAAAAUGAAACCAAAUUUAGAACCAGAAAGCUUUGAUGUUACUGUUGUUCAAGAGACAAAGCAUCACUUUGUAGCAUCAUAAAGUUUAAAGGAUUAUUGAUGUUUACAAGUUUUUAUUUUUAUUUUAGACACUUCAUAAGGCGGCUCCUUGUUUAAAAACCACACGAUUUCUGUGCUUUUUUUUAUGUUUGGUCUUUGAUCCAGUAAAAUAUGAAUGUACUAGUCACUCAUUAUUCUUGAAAUACACACAAAUGGAUGUAUUUGUGACCAGAACUAAUCUGCAGGCCAUACAGAUAGUAUUUCAGAAGGCUGAUUCACAACUGCUGGAGAUUAAACACUAACUUCUGUUUUA